Molecule: messenger RNA, 642 nt
Organism: Aureobasidium vineae
Lineage: Eukaryota; Fungi; Ascomycota; Dothideomycetes; Dothideales; Saccotheciaceae
Source: the annotation of a GenBank genome assembly
AUGAACUUCGACGAGAUUUUCUCCUUUUUCCGCGAUAUCACAUCUGGGCUGCAUCACCUACAUACGAACGGCUACAUCCAUCGAGAUCUUAAACCGUCGAAUUGUCUUUUGCACAAUGAUGGCCUAAAGACAUCGGUUCAUGUUUCGGACUUUGGCGAGGUACAAGCCGCUAAUGAGCAACGUACCUCGACCGGCGCAACCGGCACGAUAUCGUAUUGUGCUCCUGAGGUACUACAAAGACAAGGCUCAGGCUUCGGCGAGUUUACGACUAAGUCCGACAUAUUCUCCUUGGGCAUGAUUGUUUACUUCAUGUGCUUUGGCCGACUACCCUAUCAGAAUGCUGAUGCUGCUAACGAUGAGAAUGAAGAUCUCGACAAGCUUCGCGCCGAGGUAUCGGCCUGGCAUGGAUUUGAUGAUGUGACCAGAGCGAGGAAAGACCUGCCAGAGAAGCUCUACAAGUUUUUGAAAAGACUGUUGAGUCCCAAUCCCGUGGAAAGACCAAGCACAGAACAAAUUCUUCAAGCCAUCAAAGCUGGAGGCGAGAUCGACGAUAUACCUAUGAAUACCCAAGGCAUCACUCAGGUGAACUUGUGCACUCAAAAAGCCCACCUCUACAACCCCGUCGCUUCAGCAGGGAUGUAA